Messenger RNA from Penicillium macrosclerotiorum, 2700 nucleotides. Its product is annotated as ATP-dependent metallopeptidase FtsH/Yme1/Tma family protein. The transcript has 2 exons. Gene Ontology annotation, biological process: protein-containing complex assembly; mitochondrial protein processing. Lineage: Eukaryota; Fungi; Ascomycota; Eurotiomycetes; Eurotiales; Aspergillaceae. Gene Ontology annotation, molecular function: metalloendopeptidase activity; zinc ion binding; ATP-dependent peptidase activity. Gene Ontology annotation, cellular component: membrane; m-AAA complex. The coding region runs from base 1 to 2700 and encodes 899 amino acids. The record is from RefSeq and is a predicted model, not a curated record.
AUGGCCACGCUCCUCCGCCGGCCAGGCAGCGUAGCCCGAUUCUCGAGGAGGGUCACCGAGUGCGUCGGCCGCGCAGCGCCAGCCUCUGUGCGAGUGCCUCCAUCUCGACUCUCCUCUCUAUUCACAUCCUUUCAUAUCCGAACAUAUGCUACCCAGGGUCCCGGUGGCCCAACACCUCCGCCUGGCGAGUCCCCUCCCAAGGGGAAUGGGCCGGAGAACGAUGGCCGCAAGGACGGGAAGGAGCCGGAAUCGGUUCUGAGCAAAGAAGACCAGGAGAGUCUGGACAAGUUUGCCAAGCUUUUGGAGUCGCGCAUGCCGGAGACACAGCACCGGUCCAUCCAGGAGUUUCGAAAGCAUUUCAUGAAGAACGGCAUUCCUGACGAGGUCCGGGGCAUCAUUGAAAAGGCCGAAAAUGCGUCGUUGAUGGAUCACAUUCGCAUGGUGCGGUGGAUGUUCUCGUAUACGGGUUUGAAGGCCAAGGAGGAGGUUAAAGAGAAUUCAAAGGAUGCACCGCCGUCUCUCAGUGAUAUCUUUAAGCAUGAGAAGGAUCGGGCGGAGAAGCAAGCGAAGGAGUCAGAGGGCCAGAAAGAGAAGCCCGAGGAGUCUGAGCAGCAGAAGAAUGAGGAUAAGGAUAAGACCAAGGACCAGAAAGAGAAGGACAAACAGAAACAGCAGCAGUUCGGACUCCCUCCCGGCAGCAGAGUCUUUGAAUUCCGAUUCGAUCCCGCCUCUUUCUUUAUCACCGCGCUUGUUACAUACUACGUCUACCGAAGCUUCUUCCCCGGUGAGAGCAGUGGCCGAGAGAUUACCUGGCAGGACUUCCGUUCCAACUACCUGGAGAAGGGCCUCGUGGAGAAGUUGACUGUGUCUAACGGCUCGCGGGUCCGCGUCGACCUUAACCGCGAAGUUACCCAGGCUUAUCCCGACUCGACUGGUCAACCCAUUACCCAUGUUUUCUUUAGCAUUGGAUCCGUGGAUAGCUUUGAGAGGAAGCUGGACGAUGCCCAGUAUGAAUUGGGUAUCCCCACCUCUCAGCGCAUUCCAGUUUCUUAUAUCGAUGAAGUUCCUUGGGGCAAUGCUCUUCUCUCUUUCGCCCCUACUUUGAUCCUGUUUGCUGGUAUAUACUGGUUCUCGCGACGUGCCGGCGGUGGUGCUGGUGGCCAGAGUGGAAUCUUUGGCAUCGGCAAGAGUCGUGCAAAGCGCUUCAACCACGAGACCGAUAUCAAGAUCAAGUUUUCUGACGUUGCUGGUAUGGACGAGGCUAAGGUUGAGAUCAUGGAAUUUGUUAGCUUCCUCCAGCAGCCCGAGCGGUUCCAGAAACUUGGUGCGAAGAUUCCCCGUGGUGCUAUUCUCUCUGGUCCCCCUGGUACUGGUAAGACCCUGCUGGCGAAGGCUACUGCUGGCGAGUCCGGUGUCCCCUUCUUCAGCGUCAGCGGUUCCGAGUUCGUCGAAAUGUUUGUUGGCGUCGGCCCGUCGCGUGUUCGUGACCUGUUCGCCAACGCUCGAAAGAACACUCCCUGUAUUAUCUUCAUUGACGAAAUCGAUGCGAUUGGCAAGUCCCGUUCGAAAUCAAAUUUCGGCGGGGGCAAUGACGAGCGCGAAAGUACCCUCAACCAGAUUCUCACCGAGAUGGACGGCUUCAACACCUCUGAACAAGUUGUCGUCCUUGCUGGUACUAACCGUCCUGAUGUUCUUGACAAGGCUCUCAUGCGUCCUGGUCGUUUCGAUCGGCACAUUUCCAUCGACCGUCCUACCAUGGAUGGCCGUAAACAGAUCUUCCGUGUUCACCUGAAGAAGAUUGUGACCGAUGAGAACAUGGAAUAUCUGGAAGGCAGGCUCGCUGCUUUGACUCCUGGAUUUGCUGGUGCCGAUAUUGCCAACUGCGUGAACGAGGCGGCUCUUGUUGCUGCCCGCGAAAAUGCCGACAGAGUCGUCAUGAAGCACUUCGAGCAAGCCAUCGAGCGUGUCAUUGGUGGUCUGGAGAAGAAGUCUUUGGUCCUGUCACCCGAAGAGAAGCGCACUGUUGCCUACCACGAGGCUGGUCACGCCAUCUGUGGUUGGUAUCUGCGCUGGGCCGAUCCCCUGCUUAAAGUGUCCAUCAUUCCCCGUGGACAGGGUGCCCUGGGCUAUGCCCAGUACCUUCCUGCUAACGGCGACACCUACCUGAUGAACGUCAAUCAGCUCAUGGACCGUAUGGCUAUGACCCUGGGUGGCCGUGUCAGCGAGGAGCUGCACUUCGACACUGUGACCAGCGGUGCUAGUGACGACUUCAACAAGGUGACUCGCAUGGCUACGGCCAUGGUGACUAAGUUCGGUAUGUCUCAGAAGCUUGGCUACAUCUACUACGAGGACGAUUCUGGCCAGCAACUGCAAAAGCCCUUCUCAGAGGACACUGCCCGCAGCAUCGAUGUCGAGGUUCGCCGCAUCGUUGCGGAGGCUCACAAGCAAUGCCUCGACCUCCUGACCGCAAAGAAGAAGGAGGUUGGCAUUGUCGCUGAAGAGCUCCUGUCCAAGGAGGUCCUCGGCCGCGAUGACCUGAUCCGCCUCCUCGGCCCACGUGAAUGGCCUGAGAAUGCCGAGUUCGCUAAAUACUUUGACGGCAAGGGUGGCGAGAGCCUCGCUCCGCCAGCGCCCAAGGAGAACCCGGAGGAGACCUCUGGCAAGGACGGCCGUGAUGAGACUCCACUUCCUCCUUCAUAG